UUCCCCAUCCUCACAACUCUCCCCAGUAAGUAAGUCAUGUUUAACAUGCUACCGGAGCCCCUCUCACCGUGUCUCUCUCUCUGUACAGGCAGGCGGCGCCCUAGGACACCAGCUGCCGUCCCGCCCCUACACCCCGCCAGCACCAGCCGGAGGACCCAGCAGGAGGGCUCAGGGGCACAGUGUGGGCGUCAGGACGUGUGCUGAAGGGCACAGAGGAGGAGCCGGUGGUGUGGGGGGUGGUGGGGUGGUGCAGGUAUACAGGAAUAAGGAAGAGGGUGGAGGAGGGGGUUAGGAGCAGGGGGUGCUGCUGGGGGGGAUGAGGCUCCCCGCCCCCCGCCCACCUCUUGCUGGAGUGGCCACCACCGCUCUCCUGCUGACCAGCCUGCUCACCCCUGGAGCGGGCGGGGAGUGCGUGGUGGAGGGGUGCAGCAAGGCCUACAUAGCGGGUCUGGACGCCGGGGUGGCCGAGGGCGCCACCGUCGCCUACUGCAGCCUCGUGCACCGCUACAGUCAGUGCACGGACGCCCUCGCCAGCACCUGCAGGGGUGACAUCUACUACCACUCCAUCAAAAAGAUGCUCUCCAAUUUCAUGUCUAAAUACAACUGCAGCAAGGUGUUGCCGGCGGAGGAGCUGCAGCCCCCCCCGCCCGCGGUGGGCGUGCCGCCGCCGCCCACCCACGCCCACGACGUCUGCCAGUACCGAGGUAGCGACGCCCCCGCCCACUGUGGGCUCUUCGGUGACCCUCACUUGAAGACCUUCAAUGACUCGUACAUGACGUGUGGGGUGGUGGGGGCGUGGCCCCUCCUCAACACCCCCCACCUGGCCAUCCAGGUCACUAACGAGGCUGUCGGGCCUGCCAACCACGCCACUGCUACCACCAAGGUGACCGUCAUCAUCAAGGGCCACGACGUGUGCGGGUCGGAGCGGACGUACGAAGCGUCGACGGACGCCCUCCCCCGAGCCUUCGUGGACGGGAGCACGUGGUCAGGCGGGGCGGCCCACCACGCCCACGUGCAGGUGGUGGAGCAGCUGCCGGGCGAGCACACCCUCAUCACCAUCUCCUACAUCAACGCCACCGUCGCCGUCAGGAAGAUCGGCAGGUACCUGACUGUGCAAGUAACUUUGCCGGAAAAAUUGCUGAGAGACGUGGAAGGUGGUGAUGAGUUGCAGUUGUGUCUCCAGGGGUGUCCGGUUCGUGAACUCCUCGACAAGGCAGGCAUAGCAUCAGCUGUUGCUAUGAGCAAAGACAAGGCUACAAUGCUGUGUAAAGAAUAUAAUGUGACUGAUUAUUACCUGGAUUCCUGCAUCUUCGACCUCGUUACAACAGGUGAUCAAAGCUUCCGAAUUGCAGCUCAAGCGGCUCAGAAGGAUCUCUGGGAACACGACCCUAUUGGGGCACAGAGACUCCUCCGCAACUGUUCACAGCCACCGUGUGUGUGGGAUAUAAAUUCUUCGUUUCAAAAUCCAUACCAUUCUAGAGCCUUGCUAAUACUGGCUCUGGUAAUAUUGAUUGUAAAUGUGUGGGCUGAACGGUAGCCAGCAUCUGGGACAUUAGCAUCCACAAGACAGUGUUUAGAUGAAGUGAAAGCUAAAGUCACAGUUCUGUGGCAAGCAACAUAAUAUGCAUUAUACUGACAAUUUAGUGACUAAAGAUUCUCUGAAAUAUUAUAUAUUUAUCUAAACAAAAUGUUAUGAAAAGUGGUAAUUAGUCACAAAUACUGUUAUAGCCAAAAGAUGAAAAAUAUGCACUCAAGAUGUAGGUGUUUUUAGCUUCUUUAUUCAGAACCUGAACAUAAUGCAGUACUGUAGUCACAAUCUUGUGAUUACAAAAGAGUGUUUGUUUCUGGAAGUUAAUGUAUAUAAUGCUAGUAUCAAAAUAUGAUAAACCUUCCGUCUUAAACUGUACAUGUAUAGAUGAGACAUAAUGUAACUGUAGUCGUAAUUUAUGCAUAUUCAUAUUUUGUAUGAAGUGAAUGUCUUUCUAUUUAUUAUAUAGCAACAUUUCUUGUGUCUGACAAAGAGAAUACUGAGUUUUGCUUUUAUAGAAAAUAUAUAACUGAAAAAAUCCUAGUUAUAAAUUUCUUUAACAAUAUUAAAAAUCUAACAGUCAGUAUUACAUACUUUUAGUUUUGUUUAUAAAGUGUUUUUAGCUCUAAUAAUAUUUUAAACAUUGUGUUGCUCCUACUUCACUGAAUUUUAUGCAUACAGUAUAUUUUUCCAAAGAAAAUGAAGAGCUGAAAGAUGAAAAAUUUUUACUACCCAACUCAGCCCCCCUCUCCCACCCCCAUGUCACGAAGCAUACCUCAUUACUGUCACUGUGAAUAUAGUGUCCUACUGCUCCACUUAAUAUACCCUACCCAGGAUCAUGUAGCUCGUUUAGCCUCACUUUUGCAACUGUUCCUCUUUAAUGUGCCAAGAUGCUCAACGUUUUCCAGUCUAGCAACUACAUAACACUUUUCCUUGAUAGGUGAGAGGAGAUUGAGGCUCUUGUAUUUAUUGGCAUAACUAGUUUAGCCUUGGUCACGAGCUUGAACAGUUAUAAGAGAUGUAUGUAGUGCUAUUACAACGAUCGAGCUUAUUUAGGAAACUAUUGUAGUACCUGGUUAAUGUGGUUAGCAACAUUUUCUCCAAAGAUCGUACAAUUGUAAUCCAGAUGAACUGCUCUAAACUUCAAGCUUUUGUAAUUUUUUUGUUUUUUGGAAAUUAUCAGAUUGACUUGAAAUUAUAAACUGAGUAAUAAAAUUGGUACAAAGAAUGAAAAGAGUUUAUCUGGAAUACAUGUUAAUGAUAGCACUAAUCUCUGUAUUUCUUGGACUGCAGGUCCAAGAAAUACAGAUAUCAGUGCCAGUACAGAAAUUACAUAUAGCUAUGCUUCCAUCUCUCUCUAACUAGUAUGUACAGUACUGUACUGUACAUCAAUGAAUUCAACAACUGUUAUAUGUGCUUAUUAUUCUGUAUUACUGGGUAUAUCUUUAUGUAUUCAUACACAUACAAGAUUAUUCUUGAGCUAGGAAGAGAUAGUUGUAGGUUCACUUUUAGACCAUUUAUCAUCUGUUACUUUUUAAUGUUUCUGCUAUAUUUAUCAGCAUCAUUAGUAAAGUGGAAGGUUUCAAAUAAUGUUAUAAUUAAUAGAUCAAGAGACACCACAUGAAUCUAACUCUUGUAAUUAACAAGGACUGUGGUCUUCCAACUCAUUGCUGCUAAUGUUAUAUCUGGUAUACCUUAUAUUAUAUCCUGCUGGGUAUGUUGACAGUUUCCUGGGUUAGAGGAAUGGGCUAAUUGAGGACCCAGCAAACUUUAGAUUAACAAAAAAUCUUCCUAAACUUUUGUGACUAUGCAUUUUAUAAUAGAAGACAAUAUCCAGAAGCAGUAGUGCUUCUUAACACCCUAAUUCAAUCCCAUCUUCCUCUUUUAGUCAUAUAUGUACCAAAAAAAACUGGGAUCACAUGAUUUAGUUGAAAUAUUGCAUCUUGGCAAUUAACAAGAUUAAAAACGGUGGCAUAAGUUCUUUGUUUACAAGACCUAAUAAUGUAAGCAGUUUGAUUAAUAUAUGAGAGCUUAAUAAAUUCUCAUGGGCUAUUAUGAAUUAACAUUAUUAUUGAUAAUCCUGACCUAUAUACAGAGUGUAUAUUGCUCCCUAAACUGUUUUUAAUUGAGUUUGAAAAUCUAAACUUUUAUUAUUAUUAUUAUUAUUAUUAUUAUUAUUACAACUACAAGUACUGUACUACUAUUUAUAAAUUAAUUUAUAUAUAUAAAUAGGAAAUGGGUUAAGUGAGCAGAAUUUACAGAAAAAAUUUGUUUGAAUGCAAAUAUGAAAUUGAUGGGUGUGUAAUGGGUUUAUAGUCUGGUCUUACAAUUGAAAUUCUACAAUUUUAUUAAUGCAUUUACAUCAAACUUUUAUUAUUUCCCUCCAGUUAAAGGUUAGUUAUUGAUACAAAAACUGAAUAUUCAGCAUACCUCAUGAUUUGAGUUUUUUCUAGUUCACUGCAACUGGCAAGCUCAUUUAAAGUAAUUACAAAUGAUUUCUAUAAUUUUAUUCUAUAUGCUGCUAAUAAAUUUCAAGGAUUUUCAAAGUUUGACUUUAUUCAAUAAUAAACCAAAAAUAUUGAGUAGUGCUGAUGAGGAUGCUCUUGUACAUUGUUGGAUCCUCUAUGAAACGUAAUUCCCUUAUUACUCCCUGCAGUUAGAACUCUUACCUGAGUACCACACAAAACGAUCUCAUUAAACAGGAUGUCAACGGUACUAGAUUCUGAAGUAUAAUUCCAUUACAUUUCAGCAUAAAAGUCCCCUUAACUACACCCACAUGAAGCACAUGUCAUAGAUCUCAUUAUAGAACUGCCUGCAAAUUGUGUAUACAUUUGUAUAGUAUCCUAUAUUUAUUAUUUUGUGCAUAUUUGUUGGUUAAUGUUUGGUGACUUUUAUAGCUGAAUAAUGGAAAAUUGUAAAUAGCCAACUAUGUGUACAGUGUAAAUAUGGUUUUUGAGCAGUUGUCAUAUCUAUGUUGUACAAUAUGUGUUACAUGUGUUUCUAUAUUUUACGUUCUGUCUUACUCUAGCAGUCUCGCAUUUUAGACCAGUUGUACUGUACUUGUGAAGCUGGUUGUCAUAGACUCACUCCUUUAAAGGGCCUCCCAGCACGACUUGCCUCCAUACAGUCAUAGCUGUCCACAAAUGAGACUGAACACUGAUGGCUUGUCUCCCAUGUAUUUUAUAAAUGUCCCACAUACAUGACUGGACAUUCAUGGUAGACUUGCCAUGAGUAAUUUAUGUCUGUUGGAGAUACAGUAUGUGAAUACAUCACAUGCACGUGCAAGACAUGUAGGGCUGGCCUCUGAUUCUGGACUGAAGAUCCAUUAUAGGGAAAAUGUUUUUACUAAUGAGCUUUGGUGAGGGUGUUUCUCUGGACUAUGGCUGUUUAUACUACUGGUAAUUUAGUUAGCUCACACAAAUAUUUAAAAUAUUUUGCCUUAAUGCAUUUUAAGAGUUUUUUAAAAUUAACUCUUAAUUUCCUGCAUAAAUAUUUGCCCACCUGUAAUCCUACAAUUUUCCUUCCUUUCCCUAGUUUCCAAACCUAAACUGUGAUGACAUUCACGAGUCUGUGAGUGUGUAGAAGCAAGGAGACAGGUGUCAAGGUGCCACCCAACUUAAUCAACAUUCACACCACAUUACCAUGUGCAAACAUUACUUUAUAAUUGUAUGUUCAGUAUAAAUUAAUUAUAUGUAGAAUCCAUAAAGUAAAUUUUUAUUGGAAAAUAAAAUUUUCAGUUUCUAGUAAAUCAUUCCAGUUGUGGCUAUGUCUUCGUCUUAUUCUAGUCAGUUAGGGAAGUGAAGUUAUGCAAUUAUAGAAAAUGAUUAUACUGUAAUUAUUAUUGCACAGUAUAUGGAUUAAAUCAUUACGUAUUUCAACAUCAUAUUUCCUACAUCUUGAGAUGUAGAUACUCAGAGCAAAUGUUCUUCACCAUUUCACUACAUUUGAGAUGUGUAUCAGUAACAAAUAUCAGCUAUUUUUAUGUUCACAUUGUUAUUUUGAACCAUUUUGGGCAUAGCUUUUUAAAAAAUUUAAAACAUAUAUUUAACAUCUUGGAUAAUUACUUUGGCCUUUAAUAAGUUAUAUACUGUACAGUUAAAUGGUAGGCCUAAAUUUGUUUCCUUAUGAUUCUAAAUUUCAUUUUGUAUUGUGUGAAGUCAUUGCCAUCCUGUCUCUAUUGCAAAUUAAGUUCCUUUCUUAUUAAGUAUUUAUUUUGUACUGGCCAUACUACUUUGCUGACUCAGUUAAGAAAAUUAUGUAUAUAGGUAUUGAUGAUGCAACCCACCAACCGGUUUAUAGGUUAACCUUAUAACAUGGUUUGUGGGACUCUGGGUACAAUAUUUACAUGUUACUUUAUACUUUUGUUGUCCAUUUCUAAAUGAAGUUUAAUCUCAAUUCAAUGUAUGUAUUACUUCUGUAAUUCAUACUGUAUAUUAAAUUCAGGCAGGUUUCCUCUAUACUGUAUAGCCAUAAUGUGUUUCCAUAACAAACACAGAGGUCCGUUGUGUGUACAGGGUCGAGACGCUGACAAGGUAUUCCAGAAUAAUAAAUAGAGAUUUUCCACA
Procambarus clarkii (red swamp crayfish) is the source of this 6093-nucleotide messenger RNA. NCBI's taxonomy places the organism in Eukaryota, Metazoa, Arthropoda, Malacostraca, Decapoda, Cambaridae. The record is from RefSeq and is a predicted model, not a curated record.